Daucus carota subsp. sativus is the source of this 3243-nucleotide messenger RNA. RefSeq lists its product as uncharacterized. The coding region runs from base 351 to 2600 and encodes 749 amino acids. The record is from RefSeq and is a predicted model, not a curated record. Gene Ontology annotation, molecular function: lipid binding. The transcript is spliced from 9 exons. NCBI's taxonomy places the organism in Eukaryota, Viridiplantae, Streptophyta, Magnoliopsida, Apiales, Apiaceae.
GAGUAGAUUAUCCACGUUGGCCUCUAUAUAAAAAAGUCUCAUUUUUUAUCGUUCAUAUUUAAAAUUCAUAACACCCCACCACUUUUUCUUGGAUUUGAACAUUUAAGAAAGACUUGUGUUCAUUCAUUUAAGCUGUAUCAUCUGUCUCUUUCUCAACAAUUCAGGUUGUUUCUUGGAUACCCUUUAAGCUUUUUUACUUGUUGGGCUUCUAUAUAGCACAUGAACAUAUGUUUUGUUUGGUGCUGAUGAAUGGUUUAAUGUUGUUUAUUGGUACUUUUAAGCUGAAUCUUGAUGCCCCUUUUUUGAAAUUUGGAUAUUGGGUGUGUAAUUUUUGGUAUAUGAUUGUUUAAAUGAAUUUGCAAGCAAGUUCUAGCAGCUGUGAUUUUUCACAGAGGGUUUGGGUGUCUUCACCUAAAUGCCCAUGUGAAAAAAGGCUUAAAUUUUCUCCAUUACAUGGGUUUUCUAGGAGGAUGAAAUUGUGUAUGACCCAUAAGGGGAAAAGAUGUGUUCUUGAGGCGUGUAUGAGUUCUGAUGGUGGAAAUAGUAAUUUAGAUUUUGCUGAUUCAGCUACUAGGGUUGCUAAAAGUUUUGUGGCUAAUAGAUUGUCAAAUGAAUUGGAUGAGAGAAAUGUUGCUUCUGAUGGUGGAAAUAGUGAUUUGGGUUCUGGUAAUUCAGCUACUAAGGUUGCUAAAAGUUUUGUGGCUAAUAGAUUGUCAAAUGAAAUGGAUGAGAGAAAUGUUUCUUCUGAUGGUGAAUAUAGUAAUUUAGGUUCUGCUAAUUCAGCUACUAGGGUUGCUAAAAGUUUUGUGGCUAAUAGAUUGUCAAAUGAAUUGGAUGAGAGAAAUGUGUCUCGAGAUUCUGGUUCGAUGGGGGCUUCUAAAUUUGUUAGCUUUGAAGAGGAUCCUAUUGUAGAUAAGCUGAGGACACAACUAGGAGUUCUGCACCCAAUUCCGUCUCCUCCAGUUAACAAGAACAUUGUUGGGUUGUUUGUGUUCUUUUUCUUUGUUGGGGUUGUUUUCGAUAAGUUUUGGACAUCAAGGAAGAUGAAAGUAUCGAGCAAUGAUGGGAAUGCUGGUAAUAGGCCACAGGUUCCUACAAGCUUCUCUUCGUUUCUCGAAAAGGAUUUGCAGAGGAAAGAGUCAGUGGAAUGGGUUAACAUGGUUCUUGAAAAGUUGUGGAAGGUUUAUAAGCCAGGGCUUGAGAGUUGGCUUACUGGAUUGCUUCAGCCAGUCAUUGAUGAUUUAGAGAAACCUGAUUAUGUGGAGAGGGUUGAAAUAAAGCAGUUAUCUUUAGGAGAUGAGCCUAUAUCGGUUAGGAAUGUCGAACGCAGAACUUCAAGGCGUCUUAAUGAUUUGCAGUACCAGAUAGGCAUUCGUUACACUGGUGGUGCCCGCAUGUUGCUAAUGCUGUCCCUCAAAUUUGGAAUAGUUCCCAUUGUUUUGCCAGUCGGUAUUCGAGAUUUUGAUAUUGACGGGGAGCUUUGGGUCAAACUGAAAUUAAUUCCAUCCGAGCCUUGGGUGGGAGCUGUUCAGUGGGCCUUUGUGUCACUUCCAAAGAUAAAGUUUGUGCUGUCUCCAUUUCGUUUGUUCAAUUUAAUGGGAAUUCCAGUUCUUUCAAUGUUUCUGACUAAGCUUCUGACUGAGGAUUUGCCAAGUUUAUUUGUUCGUCCAAAGAAGAUCAUUUUAGAUUUAUUGAAGGGAAAAGCCGUUGGUCCCGCUCCAACUGAUUUUAAGUCUGGAGAAAUGCAAGAAGGCAACAAAGAUUUUGUAGGAGAGCUCGCGGUGACCCUUGUAGAUGCUAGAAAACUCUCCUAUGUUUUCCUCGGAAAGACUGAUCCAUAUGUUACUCUAAAAUUGGGGGAUCAAGCAAUGCAUAGUAAAAAGAACAGUCAAACAACUGUUAUCGGUCCUCCUGGUGAGCCAAUUUGGAAUCAGGACUUUUCAAUGCUGGUUGCAAACCCACUAAAACAAAAAUUGUAUAUACAAGUAAUAGACUCCCUGGGUUUUACAGAUCUGACUAUUGGUACAGGAGAGGUUGAUCUGACAUCUCUUGAAGACACUGUGCCAACAGAUAGGAUUGUGGCCUUGCAAGGUGGGUGGGGGUUGUUCAGGAAUGUAUCAGCUGGAGAAAUCUUGCUUAGAUUGACAUAUAAAGCAUAUGUUGAGGAUGAAGAAGAUGAAAUGAUUGGGAAAAGAUCAACAGAUACCGAUGUAUCAGAUGACGAAUUAUCAGAAUCUGAUGAAUCUAGUGCUACAUAUGUGCAGCCAAAAAAGAAUUUGCCUAAUGGGACAGAAACAUUCAUGGAUGUGUUGGCAGCUUUAAUUGUAAGCGAAGAUUUUCAAGGAAUUGUAGCAUCUGAAACAGUAAAUACAGAAUCUUCAGACAAUGUCACGAGCAAUUUAUCAGCAUCAAGACCGAGUGGUCCUGAAGUUGAACCAGCAUCAAGAUCCGAUGGUCCUGAAGUUCAAUCAGCACCAUCAAAUUCUGGUAGUGACUCUGAAGGUUUUAGAGGCUCUGCUUUAUUUUGGCUUUCCGUGAUCACAAGUAUCUCAGUGCUUAUCGCUUUGAAUAUGGAUCAUUCUAGCUUAUUCAAUCCUUAAUACUUGCACAACCUUUGAAGAAUUGGAUACAUUCUCAAACAAUUGAAGUUUCUUGGCAGGUUCGGCAAUAUCUUGCAGAUCGCGAGGACCAGAGCAUCUGAUCAAAUAGAUACUUUUUAUUGAAAAAAAUCUACAGAGUAGACACAGUAUUCCUUCUGCACAGCACUUGAACCCAAGGUGAUACGGUGACGAGUCUUUCCCCAGGAAGCAAACCAGAAUUUUAGAAUAGUUUGCACUCGUAUAUAUUAGUUCUCAGGCAUAGUCUUUUACACACAGGUAUCAUUUUUUUUUUUUUUGGUUUUACAUAUACCUUGCUUCGUUUUGGAGGGGAGAAGGCAAAAGGGGUAGGAAAGAUAGGUAAUCAAAAUCUGUAACAAUACCCUAAUUCCCUUGUGGGAGAAAUCCUUGAUACCAGAGGACAACAAUUCAGAAUACAGACAUGAAAACAUUUGCUCUCUUGAAAAGUUAUCGUAAAGGGAGAUUAAACUCCGAGGCCAUAUUUGUUUGAAAGGAUUAUAAUCCCAAAAUUAAGAUACAUAGAAUAAUAAUCCAGGGAUUAUAAUUCCUCCAAACAAACAUGGCCCACGAGGAUUAUUGCCAGGUGAAUAUUUUUUAGAUUAUUGAUCAAAUAUACUUUUUGCAC